Molecule: messenger RNA, 904 nt
Organism: Glycine soja
Lineage: Eukaryota; Viridiplantae; Streptophyta; Magnoliopsida; Fabales; Fabaceae
Exons: 3
Coding region: 90-674 (194 amino acids)
Source: RefSeq, a predicted model, not a curated record
GUCAUAACAUAACAUUCCUCCAAACACAUAGUUAUCAUCAAUUCCCCAACUAGUUUUAGCCACACUUGUGUCUUCUUCUGCUUUAAGCUAUGGCCUCUAACUUCAGCUUGAGAACUUUGAUGAUAUUUUCCCUUGCAUUUUGGCUCGCCCUGAAAGGCACUCUUGGAGGGAUAGAGUGUGAGACUCUAAGCCAUGACACAUGCUCAUUCGCUGUGUCAUCUGCUGGAAAACGGUGUGUGCUUGAGAAGCGCGUCAAGAGGACUGGUGAGGAAGCAUACACAUGCAGGACAUCAGAGAUUGAAGCUGAUAAACUGAAGGACCACAUUGAAACAGAGCAAUGCAUCAAGGCUUGUGGUUUGGACAGAAAGUCCCUUGGAAUCUCAUCAGAUUCUCUUCUUGAGUCUACUUUCACUCAGAAGCUCUGCUCCCCUCACUGCUACCAGUGUUGCCCAAAUGUUGUUGACUUGUACUUCAAUCUUGCAGCUGGUGAAGGAGUGUUUCUUCCCAAGUUGUGUGAAGCACAAGGUGUAAAUGCUCGUAGAGGAAUGGCUGAACUGAAAAGCUCUGGUAUUGUGGCACCUGGACCUGUGCACGGUGUGCAGUUCGCAGCUGCUCCUCCAAUUAACCCUGUGGAGCUCACAAUUGAACCCGCCGUUGCCCCGUCAGCAAACUAAAGCCUAGUCUAAUUUUUUAGAACACACAAAAGAAAUUGAGAGAGGCCUAUUAAACAACUUAGCAUAUAGUAGAAUACAAAUUGAGAGUCUAAUAAUGAAGUUGCACCUAAAAUGUAAGAUCGCUCGCUAUAUGGUUUGUGGCACAAUAUUUGGCAGGAAGUGCCCUUGCCUCCUCGUUAAUAAGGUGUAACUUUCACUAUAUUAUAAAUGCAUCUCUUUUACUGAUCAAA